This is a messenger RNA of Trichechus manatus latirostris (Florida manatee), 1232 nucleotides long. It is a transcript of the gene ALX3, whose product is annotated as ALX homeobox 3. Lineage: Eukaryota; Metazoa; Chordata; Mammalia; Sirenia; Trichechidae. The transcript is spliced from 4 exons. The coding region runs from base 261 to 863 and encodes 200 amino acids. The record is from RefSeq and is a predicted model, not a curated record. Gene Ontology annotation, molecular function: DNA-binding transcription factor activity, RNA polymerase II-specific; RNA polymerase II transcription regulatory region sequence-specific DNA binding. Gene Ontology annotation, biological process: regulation of transcription by RNA polymerase II.
UGGAGCCCUACCUCCCAGAGCCCGCCAAGCCACCAGCCAAGUACCUGCAGGACCUCGGGCCCGGCCCAGCACUCAACGGCUGCCACUUCUACGAGGGCCCCGCGGAAGCUGAGGAGAAGGCCUCCAAAGCCGCCAGCUUCCCCCAGCUGCCCUUGGACUGCCGAGGAGGCCCCAGGGACGGGCCCUCUAACUUGCGAGGCUCCCCGGGUCCCUGCCUGGCCAGCCUUCAUGUCCCCUUGUCCCCUGGACUCCCCGGGUCCAUGGAGUUGGCCAAGAACAAGAGCAAGAAGCGCCGUAAUCGCACGACCUUCAGCACAUUCCAGCUGGAGGAGCUGGAGAAGGUCUUCCAGAAAACCCACUACCCUGAUGUGUAUGCCCGGGAGCAGCUGGCUCUGCGCACAGACCUGACAGAGGCCCGGGUACAGGUCUGGUUCCAGAAUCGCAGGGCCAAGUGGCGGAAGCGCGAGCGUUAUGGGAAGAUCCAGGAGGGGCGGAACCCCUUCACGGCUGCCUAUGACAUCUCUGUGCUGCCCCGCACCAACAGCCACCCCCAGCUGCAGAACUCCCUGUGGCCCAGCCCAGGGUCAGGGAGCCCCGGGGGCCCUUGCCUGGUGUCCCCAGAGGGCAUCCCCUCCCCGUGCAUGUCUCCAUACUCCCACUCUCAUGGGAACGUGGCUGGCUUCAUGGGGGUGCCAGCCUCCCCCGGAGCCCACCCUGGCAUCUACUCCAUCCACCGUUUUUCCCCCACCCUGGGGGGCCCCAGCUUUGAGCCCUCCCCCGAUGGCAACUACAAGUCUCCAGGCCUCAUCUCGCUCAGGGUGAAGCCCAAGGAGCCACCCAGCUUGCUGAACUGGACCACGUGAUCGGCCACAUGAUACGCAGACUGAGCUGCUCACCCCCUUUUCUAUUCCCAGCUGCUCCCACCCUGCCCCUGCCUGGACCUUAGAAAGGAUACACAUCUGCCUCCAAACCCACUUGGCUCCUGGAGGCCUGGGCAGAGCAGCUGGGACCCUCAGCCCCAGGGUUCUUUCUCUUAGAAUAAGGCACGACUGCCCAGGGCAAAGCAGGCUUCAAAGCAGGUGCCCAGGCCUCUUCUUACGACAAACUGGGGUCCCUUGCCCAAAAUGGCCUGGAGAGAAGAAGACACUGCCCUGCUUCCUCCAGACUUUGUCCAAGUUUGUAUCCAUCCAGCUGAAGUGGCUUAAUUGGCUCCUCAUUCGGGGAACCCAGGA